AUAGUAUUUUAAUAAAAAUAGCGCCCUGUCGCAUCGGAUGGAUGAUCUCCAACAUGGCUGACGGCACAAAAAGGUGACACCAGUUGAGAAGCAUUGCAGACGAAUUAAUGUCUCGAUAAUUGUGGGGGACAAGCGUUAUUCGAUCUAUCAUCAUCAUAAUGAGGCACCCAUUCCUGUCACAAUUACCUGACUGAACAACGUCACUCCAGUGAAACCGUGAUGCUUACGAUCACGGAAACUAUGAAUUGGGUAGGCAGGUCUAUACACGCAAAACAAUACCCUGGUUUAUGUACUCGGUGUUUAUUUCCUGAGGUUUGAUUGUCCGCAGAAGAUUCAACGUCACUGUGACGACAGGUUCGGUCCCACGCAGGUUACUCUCAUGAAAUGAGAAUAAUAUAAAUCGAUGAGCUACCUGCUCUUUCCUAUGUCCAAUUACAACUACUUCAAAUCUACGGAUCGUCAACAAAGCCGAGAAACAGACCAUUAUCGGACGUACAAAGCCGGAAGACAUAGCACAAUGUCAUCUCAGUUUCAGCCUGGCCAUCGUGUCCCUAUUCAGCACCUGGAGAAGCCUGGAUUACAGGCAGAUCUAAAAGAAGCCCCUGUGUCAACUCAUCUUCCGACAGAGGAUGGUGGAUACCAACUUUACAAGGCAGCUGGAAAGUUAGAUGGUAAAAGAGCCAUCAUUACUGGUGGUGACUCAGGAAUCGGGCGCGCCAUUGCUAUACUUUUUGCGAUGGAAGGAGCGUCGAGUCUCAUCGUGUAUUUGCCAGAGGAAGAAAAAGAUGCACAGGAAACCAAGAAACAGGUCCAAGAAGCCGGCCGUGAAUGUCAUUGCUUGGCUAUUGACCUUCGAAAAAAAGAGAACUGCAAAAAGAUAAUCGAUGUGGCUUUGCAGUCCCUUGGUGGAAUCGACAUACUCGUCAACAAUGCUGCGUUUCAGCACAUGCUUAGCGACAUCAGUGAAUUGUCCGAAGAUCAGUGGGAAAGGACGUUCGAUACCAACAUUCAUCCGUUCUUUUAUCUUUCCAAGUACGCCCUGCCUCACAUGAAAAGGGGCUCAACUAUAAUCAAUUGCUCUUCGGUUAACCAUUACAUUGGUCGGCCUGAUCUCCUUGAUUAUACGUCAACCAAGGGAGCCAUUGUAGCGUUUACGCGAGGUCUUUCAAAUCAACAAGUUGGUAAAGGCAUAAGAGUCAAUUGUGUCUGCCCUGGUCCAAUCUGGACUCCUCUCAUUCCUUCGACAAUGCAUACGUCUGCAAUGGAGCAGUUUCACACCGUGCCAAUCGGUCGCCCAGGGCAGCCCAGUGAAGUUGCUACAUGCUUCGUUUUCCUUGCAAGUCAGGACAGCAGUUUCAUCUCUGGCCAAUGCUUGCACCCCAACGGCGGCGUCGUGGUUAAUGGAUGAUUGAAAUUCAGAUAUAUUAGAUUAAUUGAAUAAAUGC
Molecule: messenger RNA, 1445 nt
Organism: Aspergillus ruber CBS 135680
Lineage: Eukaryota; Fungi; Ascomycota; Eurotiomycetes; Eurotiales; Aspergillaceae
Product: oxidoreductase, short-chain dehydrogenase/reductase family
Exons: 4
Coding region: 425-1408 (327 amino acids)
Molecular function (GO): oxidoreductase activity
Source: RefSeq, a predicted model, not a curated record